AUGGAUUCGGAAGCAGAUGCAAUCGUAAAGGAUUUCGCUAGUAUCCUGGAGGAAUUGACCUUUAAUUCAAGACCAAUUAUUACUACUUUGACAAAAAUGGCGGAAGAAAAUAUAUCAUAUGCGCAAUAUUUUGUAGACUCAUUGGAAUCAAGAAUUGAAAAAUGUGUACCAAAACAAAAACUGUAUGCCUUUUAUACUUUAGAUUCAAUUUGUAAAAAUGCUGGAAGUCCAUACACUAUAUACUUUAGCAGAAACCUAUUUCAACUUUACAAAAAAACUUAUCUUUUAGUUGAUAAUAAUGUAAGACAAAAACUAAUAAGUAUGUUUAAAACUUGGAUGGCUCCAAAUGAGUCCACGGGUUUACCAUUAUUCGAUAAAUCGGCUUUAGAUAAAAUUGAACAAUUUUUAAUUAAAGCAAGCGCAUUACAUCAAAAGAAUUUCCAAUCAAUGUUGCCAACUCCAACCGUACCUCUACUGUUAAAAGAGAUUGAUAAAUUAAAUUUAUUAACAACUGAGAGACUAAAAGAAAAACCAGAUGACGAGAAAUUAAAUAUUAAAUUAGUAGUACUAUCCCAAUUAAAACAAGAACUUCAAAAGGAAAAACUAACUACAGCAGCUUUGAAACCUGUUCAAAUGCAAUUGAUGCAAGUAUUUGCACAAGAUCAACAAUUAUUACAGGAAAGAUUAAGGCAAGAACAGUACCAAAAAGAGCAACAACAAUUACAAAAAAAGCAAAACCAAUUCAAUCCUUUAGGAGACAUCGACCAACAACAGCAGCGACAACAAGGAUCUAGCCAUAAUCCAUUGUUUGGUAACUCAUUGGGCUUAAAACCACCUGGCGCAUCUGCAUUAUUUCCUACUUCUACAUUAUUAACAGGACAAGAUUUCUCAGAAUUUGAAAAAGCAAGUAAACUUUCAAAACUGCAUAAGCUUUAUGAAUCUUUGGAAUCAGAAGGGUUGGUUUAUAAACCUCCAAAAGAUUCCGUAGUAAAUUUGUUUUCUACUUUUAAUAAAGGGCAUUCUGGUGCGUCAGAAAUAGAUGCAGACUCUAAGAAAGCACCGCUGCCUUCUGUAACAGAACUUCACAACAUUUUAUCAGACUGUAAAGCUUACUUUGCAACAGUUAACAUAGAUAUAUUGAACACUCCAUCUUUACAAAUCUCUCAAAAAACAAUUGUUGGUAAUAAUGAGAUUGUUCAUAAUAAUUUAAUUAACACUCUUUAUCGUUCAAAACCUAAAAAGUGCAAUGUAUGUGGUAAACGAUUUGGUAACUCCCUCGAGGAACGUAGAUUACAAAGUGACCAUCUAGACUGGCAUUUCAGAAUAAACAAAAGGAUAAAAGGUUCAGAAAAUACUUUGACUGGUUCAGGUAAUGCUGGAGGAAUAUCGAGUACAAGCCAAAAAAAUAUUCAAUCGAGAAACUGGUAUUUGCAUGAUUCACAGUGGGUAAUCUUCAAGGAUGAUGAGAUUGUAUCGACAUCUAAUACUUUAGAUAAUACGGCAAAGGUAACGACUGCAAACGUAGAAAAUUCCACAAGAGCCAUAUCAAGCGGUUCUAUGUAUGAUGCAGCUAAAGAAACUUCACCAAAUACAUCUGAAAGAGCCAUAUUGAUAGAUGAAAACUUAUUACGUAAAAAAUAUGUGGUUGUUCCUGAGUCUUCAGAAGAUAUGUCAUUUCAAUGUCCUAUUUGUAAGGAAACAGUGUCUGCUUUGUACGACGAAGAUUUAGGUGAAUGGACAUGGAAAGGAAGUAUGGAAUAUAACGGAAAGUAUUUCCACGCUAUAUGUUAUUAUGAAGCUGCAAAGAAUAAUAAUAAUUCUAUAGGUUUGGAGUUGGAUCUUGAGAAAUUGAAAAACUUAAUUUCAGAGUAA
This is a messenger RNA of Vanderwaltozyma polyspora DSM 70294, 1872 nucleotides long. RefSeq names its product Pcf11p (gene PCF11). The transcript has a single exon. Gene Ontology annotation, biological process: termination of RNA polymerase II transcription. The record is from RefSeq and is a predicted model, not a curated record. Bases 1 to 1872 code for a protein of 623 amino acids. Gene Ontology annotation, molecular function: mRNA binding; RNA polymerase II complex binding. Gene Ontology annotation, cellular component: cytoplasm; mRNA cleavage factor complex. Lineage: Eukaryota; Fungi; Ascomycota; Saccharomycetes; Saccharomycetales; Saccharomycetaceae.